AAUUUAAGCAAUUCAUUAAUUUUAAUCAGGCACAAAUUGGACAACCUCCCUGUUCCUCCAUGUGUUCAAGCACCCCUCAAGAUGUCCAUGCUUGCCGAACCUCGUCGUAAACAGAAGUGGUCUGUGGACCCCAGAAACAGCGCAUGGAGCAACGAUGAGUCCAAAUUGGGACAGAAAAUGCUGGAACGCAUGGGCUGGUCCAAAGGAAAGGGUCUUGGCAAGAGUGAACAGGGGGCUACAGAACACAUCAAGGUUAAAGUCAAGAACAACAGCCUGGGUCUGGGCACUACUGCAAGCAACGAGGACAACUGGAUUGCCCAUCAGGAUGAUUUUAAUCAACUCCUUGCUGAGCUUAACAGCUGCCAUGCACAGAACAACACUGAUAACCCCACACAGGAACAGGGUUUUAGUUUGGAAGAAAAGUCAAAGACAUCCAAGAAAAGGGUCCACUACAUGAAAUUCACUAAGGGAAAGGACCUGUCCAGUCGCAGCAAAACAGACCUAGCUUGUAUUUUUGGGAAGCGAUCGAAACGAGAGACAAGAGACCAAGAUGAGGGAAGCAGUGGACCCGACUCUCAGGAAGAGAGAGAAGAGGACAAAGACACAGGAACAAAUCCGAACCCAGAGACGCAACCAAACACAGUGACCAGCACACUGACCAUGCAAGAGUACUUUGCUCAGCGGAUGGCCCAGAUCAAGAAGGCUCAGGCAGGACGAGACCCAGCCGCAUCUUCAUCUGAGGUCAGCAGCAAUGCACCUUCUCCACUGGCUCCAUCUGCCUCCAUGGAGGACUCCCCCAACACCAGUGAUAUGGAACAGUCCAAAAAGAAGAAAAAGAAGAAAAAAGACAUGGAGAGCGAAAGAGAUGGCGCAGAGGAAGAUGCACUGACCUCAGUAACAGGAGAGAGUGUUGAAGAGCCAAAUCACUCACAGAAAAAGAAGAAAAAGAACAAGAGGAAACGAGAGGAGCGGGAUGAGGAUGGGACUGAAGUGUGCAGCGCCCCUACAGUAAUGGAUGGCACCACUGAAGAAGACUCUCCCACCACAGGAAAGAGGAAGAAGGAGAAAAAAACAUCUCUAGAGGUUCAUGCAGAUGAACUUAAAACAAUAGAAAUUGAGAAUAUGGACCAUAAAGUUUCAGAUAAAAAGAAAAAGAAGAAAAAGAGAGAACGGGACGAAGAGGAAGGAGCAAGUGAGGAAGUGGUGCCCAAAAAGAACAAGAAAAAAUGAUUUUUUUUUUUUUACAAUUAACUGCUGUCGAAACUCUUGACUUUUUGAUACCAUCAUGAUUUUUAAUAUUGAGAUCACCAAAAUGAAUAACAACGAAGCAUAUGAAUUUACAUUUAUAAUUGGUUUGUUUCUCCAUAUUUA
Molecule: messenger RNA, 1371 nt
Organism: Sinocyclocheilus rhinocerous
Lineage: Eukaryota; Metazoa; Chordata; Actinopteri; Cypriniformes; Cyprinidae
Product: PIN2/TERF1-interacting telomerase inhibitor 1-like
Exons: 7
Coding region: 82-1230 (382 amino acids)
Cellular component (GO): nucleolus
Molecular function (GO): nucleic acid binding; telomerase inhibitor activity
Source: RefSeq, a predicted model, not a curated record